GAGACUUCCGAAGCAGAAAGAAACAAAGGAAGCCGUCGGAGACUCGAAGGUCGUUCUCUUUUUUACUUUUUAUCAACACAGUCACACAGACACAUAGAGAGGGAGAAAUAGAGAGAGAGAGAGAGAGAGAGAAUAACGAGAGCCGCACACGCGCCCAGAGUAAUGGGGGAAGAUCCACAGCGCUCAAAGAGGAUUGCAGCGGUCUCAUAUGACUACGAGAACGACCCACGAUGGGCGGAUUACUGGUCCAACAUACUUAUUCCUCCCCAGAUGGCAGCUCGGUCUGACGUAGUCGAUCACUUCAAGCGCAAGUUCUACCAGCGUUACAUUGAUCCUGAUUUUGUGGUUGAGACAAUUUCUUCAACAAACUCUUCUCAGUCAGCAAGAUCAUCUGCACAAUCCUCAGCCUCAUCUACAAAUGAACAGGCACGACCAUGGAGCUCAGGGUCAACUUCCAGAACAUCAAGGGCUUCAGCAACACCAAACAUGAACUCGACUUUUCUGCGCUUGGACCAACAAACCAUACAGUUUUCAGUGAAUGCUUGGAUUUUUGUUGUUGGCAUGCUUGCUGUCCUUCCAAUUAUGUCUAAAAAUCUCUCCAAUAGAGCAUAUCGUUUGUCUUUUAUAGGCACAGCAUGUUCCUCGUUGUAUUCCUUGUAUUCAUUAUAUGGGAAACCUAGGGCAUGGAAUCUGCAGGCUGUCCAAGUAUGGUUUCAAUUAGUGAUCACGACCAAAGAUUUUAUCUACUUUCUCUACUGCCUUAUGUUUGUGACCUCCCAUCUUCAAAUUAAAUUUGCUUUGAUACCUGUACUUUGCCGAGCUCUUGAACUUGUUGCGAAGUUCCUAAGGCGAAAUUUUGGCAAUUCAUCUUUAUACAGGAAGUAUUUGGAAGAUCUGUGUUUGUGGGUGGAGUCAAACUCUACCACACUUGGUUUACUGACUUCACAUGCUGAGAUUGCACUUGGUUUCCUCUUAGUCAUUUCACUUUUCUCGUGGCAACGUAACAUAAUACAAACAUUCAUGUAUUGGCAGCUGUUGAAGCUCAUGUACCAUGCCCCAGUUACUGCAAGCUACCAUCGGAGUGUGUGGACUAAAAUUGGCCGGACUUUACAUCCUUAUGUUAACCGCCAUGCCCCAUUCUUGAACACCCCAAUUUCUUCUGCUCAGAGGUGGUGGUUUAGGUAAAUAUGAAAGAGAAAAAGAAGAGAGGCGUACAGAGAUCAAAGUGGCAUAUGGGGUUCACUUUUAACUACUGGAAUCUCUUUAUGGAAAGAGUGGUCGCUGAUAAGACCAUGCAACAAUGUUGAUUAAAAAACUAUUCAAGUGAAUCCUUUAUUAUGAAAACUUUUGUUGCUUUUGCUUUGCCCUUUUUC
Molecule: messenger RNA, 1373 nt
Organism: Nelumbo nucifera (sacred lotus)
Lineage: Eukaryota; Viridiplantae; Streptophyta; Magnoliopsida; Proteales; Nelumbonaceae
Biological process (GO): membrane organization; endoplasmic reticulum tubular network organization
Cellular component (GO): endoplasmic reticulum; membrane
Source: RefSeq, a predicted model, not a curated record